Argentina anserina (silverweed cinquefoil) is the source of this 1299-nucleotide messenger RNA. RefSeq lists its product as uncharacterized. The transcript is spliced from 2 exons. NCBI's taxonomy places the organism in Eukaryota, Viridiplantae, Streptophyta, Magnoliopsida, Rosales, Rosaceae. The record is from RefSeq and is a predicted model, not a curated record. The coding region runs from base 201 to 1214 and encodes 337 amino acids.
GACCCCAUAGCGGAAGCAUUUGGAGUCAAAAUCGAAAACCCUAAAAAAGAAAAGUAUUCCGGCAUGGAAGAAAGUUUCAGCGUUCGAGUAGGCAAAACCUUCGAUAUUCUGGGCGGAGCAUCAUCGGCGGCGAGGGUUCCUUGUUCGUCUUCUCUGGGCUCGCUGUGGUCCCUAACAGGUGAGGAAAUCGAAAAGAGAGAAUGGAACAGGGACAAGGGAAGCUCCGAACCCGGAAAUCGAACAAUGAUUUUUACGGUAGCGAGCUGGAGAAGGACCUUCUGGACCUUGACGACGACGACGACGUGGAACCUGCUAAGCUGAAGCCUAUGCCCCAAGGUUAUAACGAGGAGCAGUGGGAAAUUAAAAUUUGCAUUGGCUUGGACUCUACUCUCGACCACGAGGAAGAGCAAGAUGAAUUCGACCAACUGGCUAUUGAGAACGGAAAUGAUGGAGAUCGCUUUUAUAUGAAGGAUGUCAAUGACUAUCCCAUAGACAUUGAUUCUCAAUACGAGGUUCCCAGUUCCUUGAAGGAUUUCACCAGAGACCCACGCGCCAAUCACCAAGCAGCUGAGCUUAGAAUCAAACAGGAUGCACAAGCAGCUGCUCUCAGCCAUGUUUCUGGUACUAUGGAUGACGAACACAUCACGUCUGAAGAUGCUAUCAACCUAAAAUCAAUUUUGAAAAGAAAGGACGAUGACCAGCUAGGCGAUUCUAAGUCACAAAAGAGAGUUCGGUUCGACCCUGACUGUAAAGAUGAUUGCGAUCAAGAGCCUGAUCAUGUCUCUGCAGUUCCAGAUUACGUACGCAAUCCAUCAAGAUAUACACAUUAUACAUUUGAUUCUUCAACUGCCAUGGACGAGGAAGCUAAUAUCCAAGCCUAUAUGGAUUUCCACAAUCUUUUGCGCAAGUCACAUACUAUGGAAGCAGAAGCACCCUGGGAUUUUUCAAAACCAGUCGUAUUCACACCAAAAAAGAAAUCAACUGAUGCCACAAUGCUAGAAAGUGACGUGGAGUUGGAGAGACCAGUAGGUGCCAGUAAAAAAUCUUCGCCUUACAAAGUCAUGCCAAUUGCUAUUGCAGCCGAGGAUCACGGAGCCGGUGAUGUGUGUGCAAUGGACGAAGAUGAACCGGAGACAGAAAGCAGAGGAAGAACAAGUUUCCAGAGGAUUGGCCGCCAGUUUCGUACAAGAACCAGUUUAGAGUUGGAUGAGUAAUUUGUUACAUUAAUGAUUGGCAUGUGAAAUUUCAAAGGGAUAUGAUGAUGCCUUCCUUAGUGUUGUAUUGAUGUAUUUGCCUCUA